This is a messenger RNA of Cylas formicarius (sweet potato weevil), 391 nucleotides long. RefSeq names its product large ribosomal subunit protein eL38 (gene RpL38). Gene Ontology annotation, molecular function: structural constituent of ribosome. The transcript has 4 exons. Gene Ontology annotation, biological process: translation; protein-RNA complex assembly. The record is from RefSeq and is a predicted model, not a curated record. Gene Ontology annotation, cellular component: ribosome; cytosolic large ribosomal subunit. Lineage: Eukaryota; Metazoa; Arthropoda; Insecta; Coleoptera; Brentidae. The coding region runs from base 133 to 345 and encodes 70 amino acids.
GAAAAACUUUUUUUUGCUGUCUGUGAUUUCUUUUGACUCACUAAAAUUACUGUUUAUCUGUGAGGGCAACCUCAAUUGAGUUCCUUUGAACUUUGUUGUCAUUAAGAAGCGUACCUUCGAGCGAGUGGGAUAAUGCCGCGGGAAAUCACCGAAAUUAAAGAAUUCCUUUUGACGGCCAGAAGGAAAGAUGCAAAAUCCGUCAAGAUAAAGAAAAAUCCCGACAACACCAAAUUUAAGGUCAGGUGUUCCAGGUUUUUGUACACAUUGGUGAUAACUGAUAAGGAAAAAGCAGAGAAACUAAAGCAAUCUUUGCCUCCAGGUUUACAAGUGAAAGAAGUGAAAUAAAACAAUGUAUUUGACUUUUAACUUAAUAUAAAUGUUAAUUAAGUAA